Molecule: messenger RNA, 11925 nt
Organism: Oryzias latipes (Japanese medaka)
Lineage: Eukaryota; Metazoa; Chordata; Actinopteri; Beloniformes; Adrianichthyidae
Gene: frem2a
Product: FRAS1 related extracellular matrix 2a
Biological process (GO): anatomical structure morphogenesis; cell communication
Cellular component (GO): membrane
Source: RefSeq, a predicted model, not a curated record
CGGCUUUUUGGAUGUAAAUUAUUUUUUUAGUAUUUUAUAAAAACCUAUAAAGGUGAAAUGUAAGAACAACUCAUUUGGUAUGACGGUUUUCGUUGACAAAUAUAGCAUUGUUUUUGUCUUUUUUCUCCCUUUUUCAGGAAAACCCAGACCAGGAGAAAGUAGGUGAGUGAUGUGCAGCCUCCAACAAAUUCAUCUCCUCCUCUUAUCCCCUCCUCCUUGUGACUGCCAACAUCGCUGUCCACUGGCGACAUUUCUGUGGGGAAAAAAAAGCUUCAAAAUCCUCCAAUAUAUGCAGAGAUGGGCGGCAGCGCUUCCAUGCAGCGUUUUCCGAGUGUCUUAAGUUAAAACUCGUGCGUGCUGCUUCUGCUGAGCAUGUCCGGCGGAGCGCAGAUGGAUCACGCCAGUCACCGUGCAUGCGUUCCGCUCCAUCCCAACACUUUGGGAUUUUUAUUUUAAUGCAUUUCUUGUGCAGACACGGGAUUUUUUUCUCCAGCAGCACCUCGGCAGGUUGUCAGUGAAGAUGUUGCUUCGCGGACUUCUUUUCUUGUGCUUUUCCGUAACAGGUAUUGUUCUCGCGCAGCGCGACAGCUCCGGAUUAUUUUACGCACUCAGAUCAGAGCUAUCAGAAGAUGCGAUCUUGGUGGCCAACAACGGAUUGCGAGUGCCUUUCGGGAGGUCUGUUUUCAUCGACCCUAUAAAUGAUUUGGUGAUCCAGACGCAGCCGGGGGACCGGUGCAGCAUCACCGUCCUGGAUAAUGAUCCGCUCUCGCAGAGACCGGGACACCUCUCUCCAAAAAAGUUUCCCUGUGAUUUCGGUCCCAGAGAUGUGACAUACUUUCACUACGGCUCCAGAAGUCCAGCUAAAGACAGAGUGAGGCUGCAGCUCAGGUAUGACACACAAACUGAAACCAUAAUCAUCCCGUUUAUGAUGGAGGUUGACGUCCUUUUUACGCAGCUGGAGUUACUCACCAAAAACAUGCCUCUCACCGUUGUGAGGCUUCAAGGGAUCAGCAAUCCCAUUGAUAAGAAGAUUUUAGAGUUUACCUAUGACAGAGACUCCUUUAAAUGUGAGGUGGGACUCUUUUCCAGCGAGAGCUCACUGCCUAGAUAUGGAAAACUCCUGGAUGGGGGGAAACUUUCCACCAUGACAGACUGUGAUGAGAUCACUCAAGCUGGCAUCCGCUAUCAGCACACCUUUAACCACAAAUCUCCAAAUAAGGAUUACAUUCCCAUGGUUGUAGAGCUGCAUGAUAAGGAGGACAACUUAGUAAAGCAGGAGUGUUUUCAUCUCAUGGUCCGUAUUAAGGAAGGAGAGGAAAACACUCCUCCUAAACCCAGCUUUGCUUCCAUGAUGAUGUUGGAGGUGAGCCAGUUUGUGAUGACGGCUGUCACACCUGACAUGCUCGCCGCUGAGGAUGCAGAGUCAGACCCGGAAGAGCUUAUUUUCAACAUAACCUCCUCCUUAUCUUAUGAGGAGGGCUACAUAGUCAGUACUGAUGACAGGAACCUCCCAAUCACAUCCUUCUACCAGAGAGACCUGCGUGACCUGAAAAUAGCGUAUGUGCCACCUUCUCUGGACUCAGACACAGAGAGGAUUUUCCAGCUUGAGUUUGAGGUGGUUGACACUGAAGGAGCCGUCUCAGAUCCCUUUGCUUUUAUGAUUGUUGUGAAGCCGAUGAACACACUGGCCCCCAUUGUGACUCGCAACACAGGCCAGCUGCUGUAUGAGGGGCAGUCCCGGCCCCUCAUUAGCUCCCACAACUUGGAGAUCAGCGAUGAGGACAACCUAGAUGCUGUCACCAUCACAGUUGUGGACGGGCUGCGGCAUGGGGACCUCUUAGUUCUCGGUUCACACAGCAAGUUCUUCACAUCUGCCGACCUUACAACAGGGAUUGUCUUGUACCAGCAUGACGGAAGCGACACAUAUAGCGACAAUAUUGUCUUUAAAAUGACAGAUGGGAAAAAUGAGGUGGAAUUCCUGUUCCCCAUCACGAUUGUUCCCACUGAUGACGAGCCACCGAUUAUCAAUGCCAACACUGGUCUGGUGCUCUUCAGAAAUGAAAUGGUGCCUUUAUCUCCUCACAUGCUCAGUGCUGCUGACAUAGACUCUGAGGACUCAACCAUUAAAUUCACCAUUGUUCCGCCUUUUUCCACAAUUGGCACAGUGCUGCUACGACAGUCGGAUGCCCCAGAAGACCCAUCUUCGUGGAAAUUCAAUACAGAAGAUGAGGUGUAUGAGAAGGAGGUGUCAGAGUGGCUUCAGAAAGACAUCAUAGAUGGAAAGCUGUUUUACAGACACACAGGGCCUCACAGCUCCGGCACGGUCACAGAUCAGUUUGUGUUCACUGUUCAGGAUGACAACGACCCCCCUAACCUAUCAGGCGAAAACUCAUUCAUUAUCCGAGUCUUACCGGUUGAUGAUGUACCCCCUGAGUUAUUCCCUGGUACCACCCUGCAGAUGACUGUCGAGGAGUACAAGGUCACCCACUUUAGCAAAGAAGUGUUGCGCUACACCGAUUUGGACUCUGAGGACCGUGACCUCAAAUACACGGUUAUCCAGCCCCCAAUGGAUACGGAUGAAAAUAACCCCAUUACGUUUGGUUCUUUGGUUUUGACGGACAACCCUGACAUUAAAGUGACAGAAUUCACACAAGCUCAAGUCAACCACCAUAAGCUAUCCUAUGCCCCCCCAGAUGUUGAGUUGGGAAUCACAGCCCAUGUUGUGCAAUUCCGUUACACAGUUGAAGACACAGCUGGAAACAGCGCUGAAGGCGCCUUUACCAUCUACCUGCAGCCUGUCAACAACAAGCCCCCCCAGAUUACAAACACUGGCUUUGGUGUGUUUGAACGAGGGAUGCAUAUAAUCACCCAAGCAGAACUGGAUGCUGUAGACCUUGAUACAAAAAGUGAGGAAAUAACCUUUACUCUGAGCCAGCCCCCUAAGCACGGCCAUAUUCAGUUUGCAUUUUCAGACUUGGAUAAAAAAGGAGCUUUCAGACUUGCAGAUAUCUCAAAUGGAAAGAUAUCGUACAUGCAUAAUGGAGAGGAGACAGUGAAUGAUGGAUUUCUGUUGGAUGUCAGUGACGGGAUUCAUGUGGUAACUGUGACAGUCAAAGUUCACGUAAAGCCAGUUGAUGAUGAAACUCCAAUAGUCACCCUACCCGCGGGAACCGUCGGCUCUCGAAUAGAUGUGCUGGAAAAUGGUGCCACAGAAAUCACAACUGAUGUGAUUCAAGGACAUGACGAUGACACAGAUGACCUCCAGCUGACGUUCAUUGUGGAAGAUCCUCCAUCCUUGGGUGAAAUAUUGGUCAAAGGAUUGCCUGCCACUAGAUUUACCCAAGCUGACGUUAUUAAUGGGGUGGUUGUAUAUGCACACACUAGUGGGGAGAUAGGUCUCAACAUCCUGCAAGAUGGAUUCAAUUUGACCCUAACAGACAUGUCUGAUGAUUGGACUGUAGGUGGCAAUAAAGUCAGCGGAGUCCAUGUUCGAGUCACUAUUCUUCCUGUAGAUAAUCAGGCCCCCCAGGUCGGGAUUGGAAUACAAUUCAGUGUCAUUGAAGGAGAGAAAUAUGCCAUCAGCCCAGAACAUGUGAAUGCUGAAGAUAAGGACACCCCAUCAGAUGAUAUCCUUUGCACCAUCAUUGUUCAGCCCACUGCAGGUUACCUGGAAAAUAUAUCUCCUGCCCCAGGCUCAGAAAAGUCAAGGUCAGGAACAGCCAUCAGUGCUUUUACCAUCAGAGACAUCAGGGAUGGGAGUAUUUACUAUGUGCAAAGCAUUCACAAAGGAGUAGAGCCUGUGGAGGAUAGGUUCACGCUAAGGUGCACAGAUGGCAUAAACUUUUCUGAAAAUCACAUCUUCCCAAUUGUUAUUAUCCCUGCAAAUGAUGAAAAACCAGAGAUUUACUUGAGGGAAAUCGUCUUAAUGGAGGGGAUGAACAUUGUCAUAGACACACCAAUUUUAAAUGGAGCUGAUGUUGACGUUCCAUCUGAAGAACUUGUAUUUAUAAUUUCCAAACCUCCCAAACAUGGCACAAUUUUAAACCAGCUAUCCACAGGCUCAGUUCUAGUGACUAAUUUCACUUUAGAACAGAUCAAAGAAGCCUCAAGUAUUAUUUAUGAACACGAUGACUCAGAGGUAAGUGAAGAUAGUUUUGAAGUCAUUCUGACAGAUGGAAAGUACUCUGUGCAGAAAACAGCCAUGGUUAUGAUCAUUCCAGUGGAUGAUGAGACCCCUAGGAUGUCUAUCAAUGAUGGCCUUGAAGUAAACAUUGGAGAAACAAAAGAGAUUAACAACAAAGUGCUGAAAGCAACUGAUUUAGAUUCAGAUGACAGCACACUGUCAUUUAUCGUUCGUUUUGGGCCAAGUCAAGGUCACCUUCAAAGAAAAACCUCAUCUGGGUCUCUGGAGAAUGUCACACUCGGCAUGAAUUUCACACAAGCUGAAAUCGAUGCUGGUCUUGUGCUUUACACACACAACGGACAAGAGGGGAUUCGAGACCUCAUCAAAUUUGAUGUGACCGAUGGCAUCAAUUCACUCAUUGAUCGUUACUUUUACAUCACUGUUGGAAGCAUUGACAUGGUUUUUCCUGAUGUGGUUAGUAAAGGUGUCUCUCUGAAAGAAGGUGGUAGAGUGACUUUGACCACAGACCUUCUCAGCACCUCUGACAUCAACAGUCCGGAUGAGAACUUGGUCUUCACUGUCACUCGGGCCCCUGUUAGAGGCCAUCUGGAGUGCACGGAUACUCCUGGGAUGCCCAUUGUGUUGUUUUCCCAGCUCCAAUUGGCUGGAAGUAAGAUUUUUUACGUCCACACUUCAGACGAUGAGGUCAAAAUGGAUAGUUUUGAGUUUGAAGUCACCGAUGGCUACAACCCGGUUUUCAGAACCUUUAGAAUCUCUAUAGUUGAUGUUGAUAACAAGAAACCCGUCUUGACCAUAAAAAGUCUAGUUGUGACGGAAGGACAACUUAAGUUGAUCACACCAUUCGAGCUGAAUGCUGAAGACCAGGACACAAACGAGAAGAUGAUCAGAUUUACCGUCACCCAACUGCCAAUUCAUGGCAAACUUCUGUUCAACAAAUCAACACCUGUCGCCAGCUUCACCAAACAAGACCUUAAUGAGAAUCUCAUCAGCUACAAACACGAUGGAACUGAAUCAUCAGAGGACUCUAUUUCCUUCACCAUCACCGAUGGCACACACACAGACUUCUUUGUUUUCCCUGACACAGUUUAUGAGACCAGACGCCCUCAAACGAUGAAGAUCACUAUUGUAGCUGUCGAUAAUGGGGUCCCCCAGAUUGUGGUGAACAAAGGUGCGCUCACGCUAAAGAUUUUGACCACAGGUCACCUGGGAUUACCCAUCAGUCCCAAAGUACUGAGGGCAGAAGACAGAGAUAGCAGACCGGCGUCACUGCUUUUCCACAUCACUACUCAACCCAAACAUGGAUAUGUUGUUAAUCUGGGGCAUGGAAACAACUCUGUGGACACAUUUAGUCAAGCCGACAUUGAUGACCUGCACAUCUGCUAUGUAUUGCGGAAUGAAGAAAACGCAACAUCUGAUGUCUUCUAUUUCUCUGUCGAGGAUAAAGGCGGAAACAAGCUUAAGGAUCAGCAGUUCCGUCUGGACUGGGCCUGGAUCUCUCUGGAGAAAGAGUACUAUGUGGUGGAUGAGGAGGACAAACACCUGGAUGUGGUGCUCAGACGCAGAGGCUACCUCGGAGAGACGUCUUUCAUUGGCAUUGGCACCCAGGAUGGCAGUGCAAAGAAGAACGAGGACUUCAAAGGGAAGUUGCAGAAGCAGGUGCAGUUCAACCCGGGACAGACCAAAGCCACGUGGCGUGUGCGGAUUCUGGCUGAUGGAAAAUACGAGCAGGCAGAAACCUUUCAGAUUUUGCUAUCGGAGCCAGUGAUGGGAGUGAUGGAGUUCCCUGUCGUGGCAACAGUGGAAAUCCUGGAUCCUAAAGAUGAGUCGAGCGUAUUCUUCCCUGAACAAGUCCACUUGGUGGAGGAAGACGUUGGCGAGUUAUUCAUCCCAGUGCACCGCAGUGGAGACGUCAGCGAGGAGCUUAUGGUGAUAUGCCACACACAGCAAGGUUCUGCUAAAGGAACCAUCCCCACCACUGUUCUUUCCUAUUCUGACUACAUCUCGCGUCCAGAGGAGCACAGCAGCCUCCUUCGUUUUGACAGGGGGGAGAGGGAAAAGCUGUGCCGCGUCGUGAUCAUCGACGACUCUCUAUAUGAAGGAGAAGAGAGUUUUAACCUGACUCUGUCUAUGCCUGUCGGAGGUCGUCUGGGAAAACACUACACAACAACUAAAGUCAACAUUGUCGAAGAUUUGGAUGAUGCUCCUGUGUUUUACUUUGGAGAGGCAGAGUAUUAUGCAGACGAGAGUGAUGGAUACGUGGAAGUCAAAGUGUGGAGGACAGGAACUGAUCUGUCCAAGGCUGGUACUGUGACGGUCCACUCUCGCAAAACAGAGCCUGCCUCUGCAGAAGCUGGUUCUGACUAUGUGGGCUUGAGUCACAACUUAGACUUUGCCCCGGGUGUCAGCAUGCAGACGUUCAGGGUGUUCAUUCUGGACGACCUUGGACAGCCAGAGCUGGAGGGGACUGAAAGAUUUGAGUUAGUCCUGCGACUGCCACUCAAUGGUAUCCUGGGAGAACCUGGAAAGGCAACAGUCUUCAUCAAUGACUCAGUGUCAGACUUACCAAAGGUCCAGUUCCGCAAACCUCUUUACACAGGAGAGGAGAGCGACGGCCUCAUCACAGCAAUGGUGUAUCGCAGCGGAGACAUCCGGCACAAGUCCUCUGUGCGCUGUUACACCCGUCAGGGCUCUGCUCAGGUCGCCUCUGACUUUGAUGAGCGGCCCAACACGGACGCAUCUGUCAUCAGUUUCCUACCAGGCGAGGUGGAGAAACCAUGUGUUCUGACAUUGGUGGACGACACGCUCUAUGAGGAAGGAGAGGAGCUGCGGCUGGUUUUGGGGAGCCCGAGGAGCAGCUCACAGUUUGGAGCAUCAGUGGGGGCUCCGAAUGAAACUCUAGUGAAAAUAAAAGACACGGCAGACAAACCCAUCAUUCGUUUUCUAGAAACCAAGUUCAGCGUAAGUGAACCAAAGGAAGCUGGAGCUGUUGCAAUUGUUAGGGUCCCUGUGGUACGAAUGGGUGACACUUCAAAAGUGUCCGUGGUUCGUGUUCACACCAAAGACGGAUCUGCUGUCUCGGGAGAGGAUUACUACCCCGUGUCUCAAGACAUUGAAUUCAGACAAGGGGAUAAGCAGCAUGUCGUGCAGGUGGAGGUGCUGUUUGAUGGAGUGAGGGAAAUGAGGGAAGCCUUCACCCUCCAUCUUAAGCCUGAUGACAACAUGGUGGCUGAAACAGAGAUGACUAAAGUAAUAGUGUACAUUGAGGAGUCCAACAGCAUGGCUGAUGUCACCUUCCCAUCGUUGCCUCAUGUUGUGUCGUUGCUUCAUUACGAUGAUGUUGCUCGGACACCACACAACCUGCAGCCACCAGCCGGAUAUCCAGUCAUCUGUGUCACAGCGUGCAACACAAAAUAUCCAGACUACGACAAGACAGGUUCUAUCUGUGUCAGCGAGCACAUCAAUAACACCUUGACCCGCUACCGCUGGCUCAUCAGUGCCCCAGCUGGUCCCGAUGGCGUCACCAGUCCCAUGAGGGAGGUGGACUUUGACACGUUCUUUACUUCCUCCAAGAUAAUCACACUGGACUCAGUUUACUUCCAGGCGGGCUCCAGGGUCCAGUGUGCUGCCAGAGCUGUUAAUUCUGAUGGGGAUGAGGGCUUAGAGCUCAGCAGCCCUAUUGCCGUCAUAAGCAUGGAGGAAGGCAUGUGUCAACCACGGAAGAUGGGAACUGUUGGUGCUGAACCUUUCUCUGCCAAAUUGCGCUACACUGGAGCAGACGACCCGAAGCACCCCAACCUCAUCAAAGUGACUGUCACUAUGCCUCACAUCGAUGGUAUGCUUCCUGUAAUCUCCACUCGGCCUCUGGUGAAUUUUGACCUGACUCUCAGUCCUGAUGGAACCCGCGUUGGAAACCACCGCUGCUCCAACUUGCUUGAUUUCAGCGAGGUCACCACAGGUCACGGCUUCAUCACUGCUUCAACUCGCAACCCUGAGAGCAUGGGAGAUUCGGCGCCCUAUCAGUUCAGCAGUGCUCUGAGGGGCAACAGCACUCUGCGUUUUUACAGGAACCUCAACCUGGAAGCCUGUCUGUGGGAGUUUUCCAGCUACUUCCACAUGUCUGAGCUGCUCACUGACUGUGGCGGGACCAUCGGGACAGAUGGACAGGUUCUGAACCUGGUUCAGUCGUACGUGACCCUGCGUGUGCCCCUUUAUGUGUCAUACGUGUUCCACUCACCAGUGGGUACCGGCGGAUGGCAGCACUUUGAUCUGCAAUCUGAGCUGCGUCUCACCUUUGUUUAUGAUACUGCCAUUCUCUGGAAAGACGGUAUUGGCAGUCCCCCACAAGCAGAACUACAGGGUUCUUUGUUUCCCACAAGCAUGCGCAUCAACAAGCAGGGACGUUUGGUGGUAAACUUCCGCACCAAGGCUCAUUUUAGGGGUCUGUUUGUUCAGUCUCACUCCCCAGGUCGAAUCAAAAGAUCUGUGUCCUCGCUGUCCAUGGUGAUGAGUGUGGACAACCCUGGCUUAACCAUUAACCUCACAUUGGUCAGGAGUGAGCCGACCUACAACCAACCUGUGCAGCAAUGGAUCUUCAUCUCUGACUUUGCUGUGAGAGACUAUUCUGGGACAUACACAGUAAAGCUGAUCCCGUGUACUACAGCUCAGACUAUAGAGUAUUCUGUCCCCCCCAUCUGCAGUCCCAGAGAACCCAUCUCCUUUGACCUCAACAUUAGGUUCCAGCAGGUGAGUGACCCAGUUGCAGUGGAAUUCAGUUUGAACACUCAGAUGUUCCUUUUGUCCAAGAGGAGCCUGUGGCUUUCUGAUGGAUCCACAAACUUUGGUCAAGAGAGUGAUGUAGCCUUUUCUGAGGGCGAUACGAUAUAUGGUCGUGUCAUGGUGGAUCCUGUGCAGAAUCUGGGAGAUUCAUUCUUCUGCAGCAUAGAAAAGGUGUUCCUGUGCACCGGUGCUGAUGGAUAUGUGCCCAAGUAUAACCCAACCAAUUUUGAAUUUGGAUGCCUGGCUGACUCCCCAUCACUGCUUUAUAGGUUUAAGAUCCUUGAUAAGGCUCAGCCAGAAACUCAGGCUCUUGUAUUUGGUGAAAUCGGUUUUAAUGCUGUGCUGGCGGUGGACGAUCCAUCCGCUCUGUCUCUUGUCAGACAACCUGGUUCAGAUGGCUUUAGAUUAGAUUCAUCUGCCAUGUUCCAGGUUGCUGCAGGUCGUGAAUGGUACAUACAUACCAUUUAUACAGUUCGCUCAAAAGAUGCUGUCAGCAGGGGCAUCGGGAAGCGGAGCCUGGAGUACCACUCCUUCGUUUCCACAACCGACAGCCGAGCUUUGUCAGCCAGGCCAGAAGCUCCUCGCAAAAGAAGGUCAGCUGGAGAUGCAAUCCCUGCAGUCGCUGAAGAUAUUGGCAUAGACAAUAGCCGGGGCACCAACAUCAUGCACAUCUUUUUGGACCGCACCAAGAGGAAAUCCAGGGUGUCAGACGAACUCUUUGCUGGUGGGUUAGAACCUGACGAGCUGAAUGCGGAUGACACAGAGGAGGGUCUGCUGACUGUGGUGGGGGGUCUGGUCGGGGUGCUGCUAACUGUCCUCAUCAUUGUCAUCAUCACACUCAUACUGAGAUCCAAACAGAAAGAUUGGAAGGAAGGGGGAAGGGGAGGGGUGCAAAAGGUGGUAAAGGGAUCUGUCAGCACGGAGCCUAUGCUUGUGGUGAGGAUGCAGGACUGUCACAACAGCUCAGAGGUCUGAGCUGUGAACGCAUAGAUGGACAGAUGAACACACGGGACAGCCUUUUUUGGCAAAACGGGGGUCUUUUUACCUGCAUUGAAUAAAUCAAUACUUAAAAAUAUGUUGAUUAAUGUCCCAUUUCAAUGGGAUUGUUGUAACAUGACAUAUUUUAAGUGCAACACUUUUAACUACCCUUUAGUUUAUUUUAAUUUUUUAUUUUUUUUUAAUUAGCCAUGAUGCCAUUAGCAGUACAUUCCUUUUGUUUCCUACUUACUUUAGGGAGUGAAAGUGCCUGAAGAAACCAUUUUAUUUCAGGCUACUAUAUUUGCCAAAAGAAGCUAGAGAAAGUUCAUGCUUAAACUUAAAGGGACACUUCACCUCAAUAAGAACACUUUUACCUUUCUUAUUAGUAGUAGUUUGAAAAACAGUGUGUCCAGCCACAACAGAUUGUUCUUGCUGUCUGCAAUGUAUUUCUAGAACUGCUUUAGACAAUAUCUUUGCUACCUUUAGAAACAUGCCCGGCCUAACAGAGCUUAAUGUAAUUUUCUACUCUCAUUCUUUGAUUAAUAAAAAAAAAAAUUUCAUAUUUUUUCCCCCCUAAGUUUUCCCCCUUUUUUUUUUUGCUAAAUAUUAUUUUGUUGUUCAUUCUGGGGUGAAGUGUGCCUUAAAGUAAUUAAAUUUGGGUAAAAAAGCCUAUUUCGAUUUUCAGAAACUUGAAAUAGUAAAAAACAAAGUAAAAUAAAUAAUAAUAAUAAUAAUUGUAAUAUAAUAAUAAAGAAUAUAGCACAAAUACCCUUCGCAAAAAGUAGCCUAUUUAGGUGUACUGCUAGUACACUCACUGAAAAUGUGGCAGUAUACCUGAAGUUUACUUUUUACACACUAUCUAUAGUUAAACUGUUCAAAUUUAGUCUGUAGAAGUAUUCAGUUGGUACACUCCCUACACUACACAUACAUGGUCUAUGGUAUUCUUGCUAAACUUAUACUAAAGUAAAUAAACUUCAAAUGUACUACUUUUUGCGAAGAAUAUUUUCUCAUCUGUGAAGUCAAGUGCAUCUAUCAGCACAUCAAAACAAAUGGCCAGUUCUUUCUUUCACCAGCUAAGCAGUUCACCGUUAAGCUUUAUUUUUCAUUUUUGGUUCCCAUGUCGACCACACUCUGUUUAAAUGUUUUGCUUCUCAGUCAUAAUGAUUAUUUAUAGCAUACACUGAUUUUUUUCCCUCCCAUAGCUCUUUAGUUUUCAUUGUUUUACUUUGUUUUAAGUGUUACUGGACUUUCUGUAAUAUUCAUUCUCAAUAUCGUUGAUCCACAGAUGUUUCUGGUAUUUCUUAGAACUAGACAGGCAUUAAUGUUACUUGAUGAAGAAAAACACUGUUUGAGAUAUUGUUGCAACCCUUCUCGAAGGUUAUUAUAACAUUGAAAGAAAGGUGAGUGUAUUGUAACACAAUCUUAUUGUUGACUAUGUGGGGGGAAAAUGUCCUUCAUAAUCACCUUUUUUGUUGAAUACGUCUUUCUUCACAUCCAGCAGGUUUUCUCAAAUUGUGUUCUUUUAGGCUUUUCCAGUCACUAGUGUUGUGCACCACUUCAGUGACUUAUGUGUUUAGAUGAACAAUAGGGAUACAAGAUCUGUUUACCAAUCACCUGUGAAGAAAAUCAAAUUUGAUCCACUUGAUAUAAUGUUAUCUUGUGAGUGAUAGAAUAUAAUUUUCCUUUAAAUGGGUAUGUUUUACUCUUCUGACACUGUUUCAAUCAGUAUUUCUAAAUGCUUCUUUUACCAUUGUGCUGUUAGUUUUGAUCAUAACUAUUUUCAUAUAUUUAUUAAGUUAAACCGAUGAUGAGUUGAAACCACUUGAGGGAUCGGUCACGUUUUGAUUGUAUAAAUGUCAGCGGAACUGAAACGAAGCCAUCUUUUGGUUUUGUAGCACCGAUGAAUUUUGUCAUUUUUGCGUCUCACAUCACAUGCCACUACAAGCUAUGCAAUGUAAUGUAUACUUCAUAGCCAGUUAUCCCCAUUUAUAUAAAAUUUUCAGCACAAUAAAACUUUAUAUACACAC